AUGCAUAAUGAAACUCCAAACAUUUGCUAUCCCUUUGUAAAAACGUCGGAUUUAUUUUUAAAUUAAAAACUCAAUUUCGGGGUUUUACAGAUGGCUGAGAAAAGACUUAAAGAGUUUUACGACGACAUAAGUGAGGAUCUGACCAGAUGUGUGCAGUUCUGGUUGACACAUUCACACGACGAUAAAUACGGAGGCUUUUUCAAUUGCAUUGAUGAAGACGGAACCGUGUAUGACGAAACAAAACACGUUUGGCUUCAGGCCCGGCAGGUGUGGAUGUACGCUAAGUUGUAUAACGAGGAGGAACAGUUUAACACUCAAGCUGUGCUACACGCCGCAGAAAAAGGGGCGGGGUUUCUUAUGAAGUUCGCCAAGGACGCGUCGACGGGCAGGUGUUAUCUUAUUCUUACCCGAGAUGGAAGACCAAUCAAAAUGCAACGUACGAUAUUCUCGGAAUGCUUCUACACCAUGGCUAUGUCCGAAAUGGCCAAGGCGACAAAACAAGAAUUGUACAAGACCGAGGCAAUCCAAAUGAUGGACAGACUCAUUCACUGGGUACGCGAGGACGACACGGACAUCCGACUAGGGCGUCCGCCGCUGGCUGGUGAGGCGAGGUCUGAGUCUCUGGCGGUACCCAUGAUGCUGCUGUGUGUGACACACGAGCUUCAAACCCUGGACCCGUCCCUCGGUGCCAGGUACCGCGACAUACAGGAGUGGAGCGUGCAAAAAGCGCUGUCGCAUGUUCAGCGCGAGGGGACUGUGAUCCUAGAAAACGUAAGCACUUCAGGAACGGAACUUCCGGGAUCACUGGGUCGUCUCAUGAUACCAGGUCAUGCAAUAGAGGCCGGUUGGUUCCUUUUGCGGUACGCAAAACAAAACGGUCAUGACGAGCUUGCCCAAAAGGCAAUCGACCAAUUUAUGAAUGGCCCUUUUGCCAGAGGUUGGGACGAUGAAUGCGGGGGACUUUACUACUUUCUAGAUGCCGAUAGAUACAGUCCAGUGCAGCUAGAAUGGAACAUGAAGAUGUGGUGGGUACACACGGAGACAAUGGUCGCUUUCCUGAUGGCUUAUCAACACACACGUGACGGGGACCACCUCGAUAUGUUUGCACGUGUUUAUGACUACUGCUCCUCAAAUCACGUUGACAAGAAGCGAGGAGAAUGGUACGGAUAUCUGAAUAGGGACGGGUCUGUGUCCAUGAGGUUUAAAGGUGGACCAUGGAAAGGUUGUUUCCACGUACCCAGAUCACUCCUUUGUUGCAAGCAGAUGCUGUCUGAACUACUCAAACGACCAACCUAAACCUAAAUUAUGACAACAUUGUUAUAAAAAUAGUUACUUUUUAUUUUAAAAAUAGUAUUUCGUUAUCCUUAGAAAUGUUCAACAAAAACGUGUCAUCUUUGUUCCAAUGGCUUUUAACAUAUUGGUGUCUUUUACUUUGCAUCGUU
Molecule: messenger RNA, 1442 nt
Organism: Dreissena polymorpha
Lineage: Eukaryota; Metazoa; Mollusca; Bivalvia; Myida; Dreissenidae
Product: N-acylglucosamine 2-epimerase-like
Exons: 10
Coding region: 91-1296 (401 amino acids)
Biological process (GO): N-acetylglucosamine metabolic process; N-acetylmannosamine metabolic process; carbohydrate metabolic process
Molecular function (GO): N-acylglucosamine 2-epimerase activity
Source: RefSeq, a predicted model, not a curated record